Manis javanica (Malayan pangolin) is the source of this 1477-nucleotide messenger RNA. RefSeq names its product coiled-coil-helix-coiled-coil-helix domain containing 4 (gene CHCHD4). NCBI's taxonomy places the organism in Eukaryota, Metazoa, Chordata, Mammalia, Pholidota, Manidae. The record is from RefSeq and is a predicted model, not a curated record. Gene Ontology annotation, biological process: protein import into mitochondrial intermembrane space. Gene Ontology annotation, molecular function: protein-disulfide reductase activity. Gene Ontology annotation, cellular component: mitochondrial intermembrane space.
GAAGGGCUGGGCGGCGCGCAGCCACGUGGGAAAUGUAGUUCUCGGCUUAGGGGGUCGGGCUGCGGCUGGGAAGGCGCGCAGGCAGGCGCGCGGCGGGCAGGCCUGGAGGGGGCGGAACCGCGCGGGCCUCGGAGCCACCCGCCCAGCCUGAGGAGAGGUCACGGCGCGAAGCUGCAGCCGCUAUCGCGGCUAUCACUGUUACUGCGGGUUCUGAGUGCAGGGCUGCAGCCAUGGCCUACUGCCGCCAGGAAGGGAAGGAUCGAAUCAUAUUUGUGACCAAAGAAGACCACGAAACUCCAAGCAACGCAGAGCUCGUGGCCGAUGACCCCAACGAUCCAUACGAGGAGCACGGAUUGAUCCUGCCAAAUGGAGACAUUAACUGGAACUGCCCAUGCCUUGGGGGAAUGGCCAGUGGCCCCUGUGGGGAACAGUUCAAGUCGGCCUUUUCCUGCUUCCACCACAGCACAGAGGACAUGAAGGGGUCAGACUGUGUAGACCAGUUCCGAGCCAUGCAGGAGUGCAUGCAGAAAUACCCUGACCUCUAUCCCCAGGAGGAAGAGGAGGAGGAGGAGAAGCCAGCAGAACGUUCAGAGGAGUCGGCUCCCACCGAGGCCUCGGCAGCCAAGGAAGAGGAGGCAUCAAGCUAAUGAGGCCAUGAGGCCCUGGCUCCAGUCCUUCCACGUCAGAGCGACAUGAACCUUUUACCGAAUGCCUUUGCAUCGCUCUCUAAGAAGUGUCUUUCCUCUGUUGUUCUGUGCACUGUAAUGUACAAAAUAACUUAUUUUUAUGAUCAAGGGUCUUGGGCCUUUGACAUAUACACUGGAAAAAUGGGGUUGUAGUGCACGUGUGUCUUACGUAAACCUGCCAGCAAAUGUAGCUGUCACUUUUGAAUUUUCAGAUCGCCCUGCAUUUUGCCAUUUUGAAAUAAUGUGCUGAAUAUUCUCAGCAACUCAAAGUCAUUAUCUGUGAGUGUCUCUCAUGAGCAAGCUGAUCCAUCCUGAUUAAGUAUAUCCCUCUUAGUGGAUUGUAUACCCCUUCAGGAAAUCAAAUAGAAGCAAAACGUCUUCCUUUACACAUGCUGGAGUGGGGCCAUUCCUCAUGCAGAGGCCAGGUGGGCAGAUGCCUACUUCCCCAACGUCCUCUCCAUCCAGAGUACUGAGAUACUGCACUGCAUUUCUGAUAUAUUUUGGUUCCCAUUUUCACAUUGAGCUCCUGGUUUUCCAUGUUUGGAAAGCAGAGCUUUGGAUGCUCUGAUUGAUCAUCCCUUUCUAAGUUAGAAGAAAGGCUGGUUUUCGCUGUUCUUGUUAUUCCGAAAGCCCUGGUUCUGGGGCCAGUGUUCACACUAGCUCUGUCUCAGCCUGUUCAGACCCAGUGUUCUUGAGAGGUGGGGACCUAAUUGUUACCAAAGUAGCAACCAAGAGUGGAAGUGCUGUGAAUUAAGUAGUCAAUUAAAAGGGGAAACAUGAUUUUUACCUGA